AUGUUUUUUGCAAUUCAGAAGAAAAGAAGAGAGAAGAAAGGCAAUAAAAGUGACGAAAUCCCCGUGCCUGCUGCAGGAGGUCACGCCGAAAGUGGAGCUCAUCAAGGAGUCCCGGAAACCUCUCGACCAUCUCAAGAGGUGAAGGCGGGAAGUAAGAUUCAUGCUCCAAAGGAACAGGAAUCGUUUGUGGACUACUGGCUUCAACCAGAUGGAAAAACGAAUAAGCCCGCCGCAACGAAAGAGCAGCCGUGUCCUAAAAUGGUUUUUGAAACAAAAAAUUCUCAAGGAAUCGAUCUGUCGGUAGUAAAUGAACCUCUCCUGAGACCAGGGUCGUGUGCUGUAUCACAUGAACCUAAACCCCAAAAGAAUGCACUCAAAGAGAAUGCUCUUCCCACAAAUGUAGAAGGUGGGUUGAAGAACAGUACUCAGAAGUUGGGUCUUGCACAACCAGCAAAACUGCGGGAACAGCCUCCCAAAGUCCUCUCACGGCCGGACAAUGUGGAAAAGGUGAGUUGUACAUCGUAG
Messenger RNA from Haemonchus placei, 525 nucleotides. Lineage: Eukaryota; Metazoa; Nematoda; Chromadorea; Rhabditida; Trichostrongylidae. The record is from the annotation of a GenBank genome assembly.